AUGAAUGGCUUUGGCGACGAACUGCUUGACUACAUUACAGCUGGGCCGAAGCUGCGUAAGUGGUACGGGGAGGGCGAGCGAAUGCCUGUGGAUGGUGGCGGGGAGGACAUGACUAGUGAGCCAGAAAAUGAUGAUCUGGAGGACGACGGCGUCAGAGACGCUGUCCUGGUCGUCGAUGCAGACAGCGCCACCGCAGAGCAGGUCGUCCUGCAGCUCAUUUUAUCCAGGGCAAAGGUGAGGGCGCUGGUGAAAAAUGCAGCUGCAGCCAGCACAGCCUACGGCUCCUACAUCACUCCCGUAGAGGGCAGCUCGGGGGACGCUCGGGCGGUGCAAGCGGCGCUCAGGGGGUUGCGCGCAGUCAUCUGUACUGGGCGGUUGGGAGAGGUGCUGCCGUUGUGCCAGCAGAGGAAGGUGGAGCACCUCAUCCUGCUCACAUCCACAGGGGGCACGGGUGGCGGGGCCUUCUCGCUGGGGGCAUUCCUGGACGGCGAGGCGACAGCUCAGCGCGACUCAGCGCGCGAAGCGGCGGCUCUACGUAGCGGCGUUCCCUGCACCCUCCUGCGCGUUGGCCGCAUCUCCGACGGCCCCGGCGGCUCCGAGCGCCUGGCCGUCUCUCAGGAUGACUUACUGGGCAGGCCGCUGGGGGAGAUAUCACGUGAGGAUGUGGCAAGGGUGUUGGUGCGGUGCUUAGAUAGGCAACCUGCAGGCAGCCUCAGCUUCUCUAUGGAGGCUGCCGGACCAGCGGAGGGAGACUCAGAUCUAGACCUUGCAGAGCAGCUUGCGCGAUUACAAGAGUCGGUGCCUGCCGCAAAUGUCACAUAG
Molecule: messenger RNA, 822 nt
Organism: Coccomyxa subellipsoidea C-169
Lineage: Eukaryota; Viridiplantae; Chlorophyta; Trebouxiophyceae; Coccomyxaceae
Exons: 6
Coding region: 1-822 (273 amino acids)
Source: RefSeq, a predicted model, not a curated record